AUGCUGCAGUCAAGACAAGUCUACGGAGCUGUUGCCUACAGCAAUAAAAGCAGUCAACAUCACAAUAAGAACACGAUGAGCCAAUCUACUUUGGAUAGUGAAUUUAGAUUAGAUCUGCUGAAAACGUUUAAUAAUAUGAAUGUAACUUUGAGUUUAGCGACAUGUGAAAUGGAUGAUGCAGUUUCAAGCCUUUCCAGUACUCAUCAUUACGGGGAUAAUACCAUUAGUAAUAAUAAUAAUGAUAAUAAUCAUGAGGAUGACAAUCCUCAUAAAUGUAGUGGUCUGGAUGAUUCAAUCACUUAUACUGUUAACGCCAGUAAUACUACUACGGAUAUUAAUAAUAAUAAUAAUAAUCCACACAAAAGAACUCAGCAUCGAUUAUUUAUUGGAAAAGAGAAAAUCAGAAAUUUUUUCAUAUCUUAUGAAUUUUGGAUUUUUAUUGUACCACUAUUAAUUACAGUGAUAUUUGUCAUAUUCUUAUCUAUUUCCUUUGGUUAUGCGUUUAUCUCAAAUUCAUCAAAAGUGGAUGAGGAUAAAGAACCCUGUGGGAGUCAAAUAAUAUCAUACAAAAAAAAUGAAACAAUCAAUAAAAUCUGCUUAGAACCAAUUGAAACAGGUCCAUGCAGAGCUGCUAUCCCAAUGUUUGCAUUCAAUAAAGAAGAAUGGAGGUGUACAGAGUUUAUUUACGGUGGUUGUCAUGGCACUGCGAAUCGCUUUUUAACACUGAAAGAAUGUGAAGCGGCAUGUCAUUAA
Messenger RNA from Trichobilharzia regenti, 753 nucleotides. Lineage: Eukaryota; Metazoa; Platyhelminthes; Trematoda; Strigeidida; Schistosomatidae. The record is from the annotation of a GenBank genome assembly.